AUGGCGCGAACUUUUCUCUCUUUCUUGGUUAUCUCUCUCACAAUCUUUCAGCUUUCAACCAUCGUUGAGUCUCGUUCUCGUGCAAGAAUGUAUGUUGAGUUACAGUGUCGAUCUGCCAUAUAUCCUGAACUGUGUGCUCAAACUCUUUUGCCUUACGUAGCUAAAACCGGACUACUAAGCCCUCAACUAUUAGCUCAAAUUUCAUUAGCUUCAUGUCUAUCGAAAGCUCGGUAUACCAAGAUCUAUCUGAACAUGGUAGUAAAGAAACUGAACGAAACAAAGAAUUCUGCAAACUACCUAGCUAUAGACGACUGUGUUCAUCAGAUCAACGAUGGAGUGAACCAAAUUACGCAAUCCUAUAAGGAGUUAGAACAAAUGGGAAAAGAUGGAGAUGAAAAUUUUAUGUGGCACGAGAGUAAUGUGCUAUCGUGGAUCAGCGCUGCAUUAACAGAUGCCACCACAUGCAUUGAAGAAAUCUUGGGGGAUGGCAUUAUCAGUCGUAGGGAACAGGCUAUGAUCAGAGCAAGGUUCUUGAAUGUGAAGCAACUCGCUAGCAAUUCUCUUGCGAUGUUCAAUCGUUUCACAGUAAGAUACCGUGCCUCUCGUGGCAUCAAGAAUCCGUAA
Messenger RNA from Lactuca virosa, 624 nucleotides. Lineage: Eukaryota; Viridiplantae; Streptophyta; Magnoliopsida; Asterales; Asteraceae. The record is from the annotation of a GenBank genome assembly.